CCACUUGUGGCUCCGCCGCUCAGCUUCCGGCUGUCGCUCGGCAGUGUCGGCCCGGUUGCCCAGGGAACGGGCUCCCGGCAGCCCCCGCGGCCCGGAGUCCGUCCCCGCCUCCUCCGGCCGAGCCGGACCGACGAGUCCGGAGGGGCCGUCGCGGGAGCCCCCAGGUUUCCCCAGAUGCCAAUCAAACGUUCCUUUUCCUGCCUGAAGAUCAUCUGCGGAAACCUCGGCCAUGGCAUCAGUAUCAGAACCGGUUACCUUCAGAGAGUUCUGCCCUUUGUACUAUCUCCUCAAUGCCAUUCCCACAAAGGUCCAGAAGGGUUUCCGCUCCGUCGUGGUCUACCUCACAGCUCUCGACACCAAUGGGGACUACAUCGCGGUGGGCAGCAGCAUCGGCAUGCUCUAUCUGUACUGCAGACACUUCAACCAGAUGAAGAAGUACAACUUUGAGGGGAAAACGGAACCCAUCACAGUGGUGAAGUUGCUGGCCUGCUUCGACGACCUCGUGGCCGCGGGCACAGCCUCCGGGAGAGUUGCUGUUUUUCAGCUUGUGUCUUCCUUGCCAGGGAGAAAUAAACAACUUCGGAGAUUUGAUGUCACCGGUAUUCACAAAAAUAGCAUAACAGCUCUGGCUUGGAGCCCCAAUGGAAUGAAAUUGUUCUCUGGAGAUGACAAAGGGAAAAUUGUCUAUUCUUCUCUGGAUCUAGACCAGGGCGUCUGUAACUCCCAUUUGGUGUUAGAAGAGCCAUCUUCAAUCGUGCAGCUGGAUUAUAGCCAGAAAGUUCUGCUCGUGUCUACACUACAAAGAAGCCUGCUUUUUUACACGGAAGAGAAGUCUGUCAAGCAGAUUGGAACACAACCAAGGAAAAGCACUGGGAAAUUUGGAGCUUGUUUUAUACCAGGGCUCUGUAAGCAAAGUGAUCUGACUUUGUAUGCAUCACGGCCUGGGCUCCGGCUCUGGAAGGCGGACAUCCAUGGGACUGUUCAAGCCACGUUUAUCUUAAAAGAUGUCUUUGCCGGAGGAGUCAAGCCUUUCGAACUGUACCCGCGUCUGGAAUCCUCCAACAGGGGAAGUUGCAGCUUACCUGAGAAGCACCUGGGGCUCGUUUCAUGUUUCUUCCAAGAAGGCUGGGUGUUGAGUUGGAAUGAAUAUAGCAUUUACCUUCUAGACACCGUCAACCAGGCUACAAUUGCUGGUUUGGAAGGAUCUGGUGAUAUCGUGUCUGUUUCCUGCACAGAAAAUGAAAUAUUUUUCUUAAAGGGAGAUAGGAACAUUAUAAGAAUUUCAAGCAGACCUGAAGGACUGGCAUCAAUAGCGCGAGACAGCCUGGAGACGUCCGGGUGCGCAGAGCCGGUGUCUGGGCAGCGCGCGGAGAAGCCGUCGGGGGCCACAGUUUCUGAGACGAGGCUCAGGGGCUCUUCCGUGGCCAGCUCCGUGGCCAGCGAGCCACGGAGCAGGAGCAGUUCUCUCAACUCCACCGACAGUGGCUCCGGGCUCCAGGCGGCGCCAGAGCCGGGGAGGGGUGGCCAGCCCGCCUCACAGAGAUUCAGCGUGAUCAGCUCAGAAGAGUUUGAGCAGGAGCUCGUGGUGAAGCCGCUGAAAGUGAGAAAGAAGAGGAAGAAGAAGUCAGAAGGUGGAAGCCGGAGUGCCUGCCACAGUUCCCUUGAGUCAACUCCCUGCUGUGAGUUUCCGGGUGACAGUCCCCAGUCCUUGAGCACAGACCUGCUGUCCAUGACCUCAAGUUUGGGCAGCAUCGUGGAUCGCUCGAGCACAGAGUCUCCUGACCGGGAGAGUAACCUCAGCGGAGAGGUGAAUGGUGUCCUGCAGGAGAAUAAUGACCCCGAAGCAUUCAGUGUCCUGGAGGUGCCUGAGCCCGCCCCUGACGUACUGAAUGAAGGGCGUGACAGUAGACCUGAAAGCCCACAAUGGAACCAUGCAGGCGAGACGGAGCCACACAGGGGAGUGUGGACUUCACUCUUGGAGCUGAGAGAGGCUGUGGAAGGCAGUGAUGUUACCGACCUCAGAGAGGAGCCUUGCCCCGCAGACGAGGGACUGAAUAGCAGACAGUCACCCUGGCGAGAACAGGCCCGGGAAGCAGGGGACAUGGAGCCCGAUGACCUCCAAAGCACUUUUUCUGAAGCCCCCUUCCUAGACUCACGCCCGGUGCCUUCAAGCCUCAGCUGGGCCCCCCAGGCGGAGCAGCGGCUGCCGGGGACCAGAGUUGGCGAAGGCGGUGCCGAGGGGCCCGGCAAGGGGCAGGGCUUCCUAACGCACGUGGAGGCCCCCGGCCACCUCGGCUCAUCUCCCUGGCACGCUGUCACUGACAGUGACACAGGCCUAAAGGAAAUGGCGGCCUCGGAACGUGACCUGGGGAGUGCGGGAGGACGGCGGACUCCCCCGGUCUCUGCCUUGGCGACUCGCACCCGUGAGCCGCGGGUGGAGCAGCCUUCCCGGGACCAGGUGUUAACGUCCAGCGACGAGGAGGACAUCUAUGCCCAAGGGUUGCCUUCAUCUUCUUCGGAGACGAGCGUGACUGAGCUCGGGGGUAGUCGCUCCCUGCAGGACCUGAGCCAGCCCGGCACAGAAGACACCGGGCUGCUAAAGUCAGAUCAGUUUGCAGAGAGCUGGAUGGGGUACUCUGGCCCCGGCUACGGCAUACUCAGCCUGGCGGUCUCCGAGAAGUACAUCUGGUGCCUGGACUACAAAGGCGGCCUGUUCUGCAGCGCGCUGCCGGGCGCCGGGCUACGCUGGCAGAAGUUCGAAGACGCCGUCCAGCAGGUGGCAGUCUCACCCUCAGGUCAGCCUCCCCGGCUCCCUGCUGGCACCCCUGCAGCCCGCCUCGCACACAGUGGGCCCUGCAGUGGCCCCAUCCCUUCGGCAGACCGUCCCGUUCCUCCCGUUCCUGCAGGCGCCCUCCUCUGGAAGAUUGAACAGAAAUCUAACCGAGCUUUUGCUUGUGGAAAAGUGACCAUCAAGGGAAAGCGGCACUGGUACGAAGCGCUGCCCCAGGCGGUUUUUGUGGCCCUGAGCGAUGACACGGCCUGGAUCAUCAGGACGAAUGGAGACCUAUACCUGCAGACAGGUCUCAGUGUGGAUCGCCCCUGUGCCAGAGCCGUGAAGGUCGACUGUCCAUACCCACUGUCCCAGAUCACAGCCCGAAACAGCGUGGUGUGGGCGCUGACAGAGCAGAGGGCCCUCCUGUAUCGGGAGGGCGUGAGCAGCUUCUGUCCUGAAGGGGAGCAGUGGAAAUGUGACAUCGUCAGGUAUCCGCAGGAAGAGCAGAGACCUCUCCAUCGGCUCGCUUGUCGCACCCUCGGUUCUUUGUCUGCUCGACUCCCCUUGAGGCACCCAUGUGAGCCCGUCCUGGCCAAGGCUGCUUCUCUGGAGCUCUCCGCGGGGAUAGCAUUCUCUGGAAUUCUCAGGAGCCAGUGUCGGCAGCCUGACCUUGGAGACGCCCUGUGCCUGCCGCUGCCUGGCAGACUGGGCGUCGGUGAAAGGCAGGCUUUGGAACCUGUCUGUAUAACUCUCGGGGACCAGCAGACUCUGUGGGCCCUGGACAUCCGAGGAAACCUGUGGUUCAGGACCGGCAUCGUUUCCAAGAAGCCUCAGGGAGAUGACGACCAUUGGUGGCAAGUGAGCAUCACAGACUACGUGGUGUUCGACCAGUGCAGCUUAUUCCAGACCAUAAUCCAUGCCACGCACUCGGUGGCCACCGCAGCCCAGGUGCCCGUCGAAAAGGUGGCGGAUAAACUGCGCAUGGCCUUUUGGUCUCAGCAGCUUCAGUGCCAGCCAAGCCUUCUCGGGGUCAACAACAGUGGCGUCUGGAUCUCCUCAGGCAAGAACGAAUUCCAUGUCGCUAAAGGAAAUCUCAUCGGCACUUACUGGAAUAAUGUUGUUCCCCGAGGGACAGCUUCUGCAACAAAAUGGGCCUUUGUGCUGGCUUCCACUGCUCCCACAAAGGAAGGAAGUUCCUUGUGGCUGUGCCAGAGCAGCAAGGACCUGUGCAGCGUCAGCGCCCAGAACGCUCAGUCCCGCCCCUCCACGGUGCAGCUACCUCCCGACGCCGAGAUGAGGGCUUACGCCGCCUGCCAGGACGCCCUGUGGGCCCUGGACAGCCUCGGCCAGGUGUUCAUCCGGACGCUGUCCAAGAGCUGCCCCACAGGCAUGCACUGGACGAGGCUGGACCUUUCCCAGCUAGGACCUAUAAAACUGACAAGCCUGGCGUGUGGAAAUCAGCACAUCUGGGCCUGUGAUUCCAGGGGCGGAGUUUACUUCCGAGUAGGAACCCAGCCUCUCAAUCCCAGUCUGAUGCUUCCGGCCUGGAUAAUGAUUGAGCCGCCUGUCCAGCCUGCUGGGGUCACGCUGGUGAGCCUGCACUCCAGCCCCAACGACCAGAUGCUGUGGGCACUCGACAGCAGGUGGAACGUCCACGUCCGGGCGGGGAUCACCGAAGAGAUGCCGGUGGGGACCGACUGGGAGCACGUGCCAGGGCUGCAAGCCUGCCAGCUGGCCCUGAGCACCAGGACCGUGUGGGCCCGCUGCCCCAACGGCGAUCUCGCCCGGCGGUACGGCGUCACCGACAAAAACCCUGCCGGAGACUACUGGAAGAAGAUUCCCGGAAACGUGACGUGUUUCACAGUGACCUCGUCAGACGAGCUGUGGGCAGUGGGCCCCCCAGGCUACCUCCUCCAGCGGCUGACCAAGACCUUCAGCCACUCUCACGGCGCCCACGGCGGCCACGCCCCCACCCCCCACCCCGAGGACCUGGAGGACGAGUGGGAGGUCAUCUGAAGGAGCGGGGGCAGGGCCGCUCAGGAGGGAGGAAGCCCGCACGCGCAGCGGACGCGGUGCGGUGGUGGCGCUCGCUCUCGGCCGCGCCUCACCAGCUCUCGGCCAGCCAGGUGGGGCCGGGUCGGACGGCCCACGCUUGCUCUCGUCCGUGUUUGUUUCCGUCUUGUUCCAGAACCCACGGCCUCAGCCGAGCGGCCCGGAGCCGUGGCCAGAGCGGCAGCGCCUCUGAGCUCUUGCUCUGUCCUCCGGCCCCUCCGGGCCCAGUGCGGGGACGGCCGCGUGGGUAACCCCCGGCGAAACGGAGCCGGAGGUCGGCACUCUCUGACCGCGGGGGGGGGGGGGGGGAGGGGGGGUGGCCUGGCGACCGCUUCGUUGCCACCACGGGGACGCGGGCUCCGGCACACGCUCCGCGCCGGACGCCCCGCUUGGGGAACCGGGGCCGCGUCUGAGAGGCGGGGUGCUGGGCUGUGCCCGGAUGCGGCACGCGCACACGCACGCACGCACACGCCGCCCACGCCCUCCCGGCCGCCUCCUGGAGAACACGCUUCAGCCCAAACAGUAAAGGCCGGUGGACAAGACGGGGUGGGAGAGGUGCGCGUGUUUCCAAGGCAGCGGAGGCCCAGGUAGGGGCGGCCGGACGUGGGGGAGCCCAGCCACGUUAGUAACCGAGAAACGUCUCUAGACUAGUAUUUAACUAAUGCUGCUGGCGGGUAUCGUAAGGACCAGAAGCAUCCUCACGGGAUGAGUCUACUAAUUAUUGCCUUUUUCGUUCGUUGUAUUACAAACCUGCAUAAGAUACCUCAUUUGAGAUCAACUCUGACAAAUUUAGAGGAGAAACGUCUUUUCUGAAACCACUGGAAGGGCCCUUCGUUCCUUUGCGUGGUUUGCCUGAGCCCGCGCUGUCCCCAGCUGCAGCGUCACAGAGAGCGGGCGUCCCCCCUCUGCGUGUCCUCAACGCGCAGGGCCGUCACGGGACCCGCCGGCUGGCCCCGAGAGGCGGGCAUCGGGUUGAUCACCCCGGAAGGUUCAAACUGGGCCCACCGUGGCCGCGCCGGCCGUCGGCCGUCGGUCCGUGGGCUCCGCCUACAGGGCCCCCCUCUGCUCGCCGGGCCGCUGGGCCACGGGGCUUGGGGCCGGCCGCGCGCCCCGCCCCCAGCCCCACCCCCACCCCCUCCCAGACCCAGCUCGGGAGCGGGCCUCCAGCCUCGCUGCUGUUUUUAGCUUGCCUUUGGCCCAGGGCCCAGUUACUCGAUGCCUGUUUUCUACUAAGCAAGUGUGUCCGGGAGCCCCAGGCCACAGGUGAAGAGCGAUAAAAUACGUUCCCUGACAGGACCAGCCAGCCGCGAAGAUGGAGGCGUUCCAGGUCUAAACGAGGACAGGAUGCUGAAAUCCCAGAUCCCACUUCGCUUUUAUAGAACCCUUAUUUUAAACCGAAAGGUUGGGGGACGGCAGAGGCCGGCCCAGGCUGGCUGCGGCUCCUGUGUGUGUCUGUUGUGCCUUGUCCGGCUCCUCUCAGAUGGCAGAGCUCUCCUAAGCCCACGGGACUUUAGUGCAAUUAAACCCGAGUCUAGUUUGAUACUUUGAAACUACUUUUAGCUUCAGUGCUUUGUACGGUUUUCCUUUCCGGUUUAAAUUUUAGUUGUGCUUUGAGACAGUGCAAUAAAUUAGAUUUUUUCCAAA
Messenger RNA from Acinonyx jubatus (cheetah), 6469 nucleotides. RefSeq names its product tectonin beta-propeller repeat containing 2 (gene TECPR2). Bases 230 to 4789 code for a protein of 1519 amino acids. Gene Ontology annotation, molecular function: protein binding. The transcript is spliced from 20 exons. The record is from RefSeq and is a predicted model, not a curated record. Lineage: Eukaryota; Metazoa; Chordata; Mammalia; Carnivora; Felidae.